CGCGCACGUACGUAACUGUCAUGCACUCGUGUCCAUCAUGCUAUCAGCUGGGCGUAGCUAGGUGUAUCGUAACUCAGGCUACGAUCUAGCCUCUUGCGAAUUCAACGAACCUACGGCUGCAACAAGUCUUAUGGGGAAAGCAUGCGACUCGUGGAUGUGCUUCUCACGGAGAACAUAUUCAAUGGCAUUGGCACCCAUCUCUUCGCUGCGGUUUCUUGAUCUACUCGUGGAAGUUGAUACAGUCCCGUACUGUUAUAGCCGAUAUGACUAUGUGCAUUCAUUCAGUGCUCGCUUGGAUUGCGGCGUCUUCGGGUUUCACGUCUCGCAACAAUUCGUAACAGCAGCCCAAUCGCGGCGUAUCUGUACAGAACGUCGCGGACCUGUCAGUACGGCGGGCCGAGGAUAUGAUAAGUAUUCGAGAGACCAGCGUUCAAGUUGCUCACAAUAUGUGUACAGUUACCAGUUACUUCCGGCCCUUACGUUUGCCCUUGAGGUUCCCGGAGCUCGUACAUCCGCCGUGUAUAGUCUGCGUGAUCUUGACGUAUUUCCAGAUCACAUUCACGACAGGAUCAAGUUUGUCGUGGUUCAGAACAGCGCAAAUUUGCAGAUACGUCGCCGUACUGAUGCUCGGCAUUGGGUGCGGAUACUCGCCCUCCAGUUUGGGCUACGGGUACAUCAAGAUGACCGAGAACGCAUUGCAUCUCUUCUAGGCCGGCAGGCUUCUACCGUAGGCGCGUCGUCACCCUUAACGAAAUCAUUGCCUGCGUGUAUGCCUGGCAUGAAGUGAAAGUACUGGGGCCUCUGUGCAUAUAGUCUCCCCGGGACUUGAAAUACGUCCCACUUGAAGACGUCAAGCGCGACAUGGUUGUAGGGAUUGCACAGCCAUGCAUCGCGCGACGGUAUUGCUCGAGGAAGCAGCAAAUGGGCAAUCACUGGGCGGAGCCGAGACCAAUAGA
Fomitopsis serialis is the source of this 956-nucleotide messenger RNA. RefSeq lists its product as uncharacterized. Lineage: Eukaryota; Fungi; Basidiomycota; Agaricomycetes; Polyporales; Fomitopsidaceae. The coding region runs from base 131 to 787 and encodes 218 amino acids. The transcript is spliced from 4 exons. The record is from RefSeq and is a predicted model, not a curated record.